Molecule: messenger RNA, 1719 nt
Organism: Myzus persicae (green peach aphid)
Lineage: Eukaryota; Metazoa; Arthropoda; Insecta; Hemiptera; Aphididae
Gene: rept
Product: ruvB-like 2
Exons: 11
Coding region: 203-1645 (480 amino acids)
Biological process (GO): regulation of transcription by RNA polymerase II; box C/D snoRNP assembly; chromatin remodeling
Cellular component (GO): NuA4 histone acetyltransferase complex; Swr1 complex; Ino80 complex
Molecular function (GO): ATP hydrolysis activity; ATP binding; DNA helicase activity
Source: RefSeq, a predicted model, not a curated record
UUCUUAUGUGACCAAAUAAAAAAACAAAUUUUGUGUUUUUCUGCCAUUUUUGUAUCAGAUUUCUGGUUGAUCGAUGUUUGUAAUAUUUUCUAUAGUUACGAACGCUCAUAACACUUUUUCCGCUCGUGUCUCCUUGUCUCUUGAGUGACUUAAAAAAAAUAUCUGCGGAUAGUUCCAAAUCCGUUUACCUCCCUAUACUACCAUGUCCGCAGCGGCGGUAGCCAAGGUGCAAGAAGUCCGGGAGAUUUCCCGUGUAGAACGUAUCGGUGCCCAUUCUCACAUACGUGGACUUGGGUUGGACGACAACAGGGAACCAAGAAAUGUUUCACAGGGGCUGGUUGGUCAGUUGAAAGCUCGCAAGGCCAUGGGCGUUGUAUUAGAUAUGAUAAAAGAGGAGAAGAUUGCUGGAAGGUCUGUUCUACUCGCCGGUGAACCUGGCACAGGAAAGACUGCUAUUGCCAUGGCAUUAGCACAAGCUUUGGGUUCUGAUACACCGUUUACUUGCAUGUCUGGUUCAGAGAUAUAUAGUUUAGAAAUGAGCAAAACAGAAGCACUGACUCAAGCCAUCCGUAAAUCAAUUGGUGUUCGUAUUAAGGAGGAAAGUGAGAUUAUUGAAGGUGAAGUAGUAGAGUUCCAAAUAGAGCGUCCAGUUACAGGAACAGGGUCUAAAGUAGGAAAGUUAACUAUGAGAACUACUGACAUGGAGACUGUUUAUGAUCUUGGAAACAAAAUGAUUGAAGCUUUGUUAAAAGAAAAAGUUUUGGCCGGAGACGUUGUGACUAUUGAUGUUGCCAGUGGCAAAGUUAACAAAAUUGGACGGUCAUUUACUAGAUCAAGAGAUUAUGAUGCAUCUGGCCCACAAACUAGAUUUGUGCAGUGUCCAGAAGGCGAACUUCAAAAACGCAAAGAAGUUGUACAUACAGUUACGUUACAUGAAAUUGAUGUGAUUAAUUCUAGGACACAUGGUUUUCUCGCUUUAUUUUCAGGUGACACGGGUGAAAUAAAGUCAGAAGUUAGAGACCAAAUUAACUGUAAAGUUAGCGAAUGGCGUGAAGAGGGAAAAGCUGAAUUAUUAGCAGGUGUUCUUUUCAUUGAUGAAGUGCACAUGUUAGACAUAGAAUGUUUUUCAUUCCUGAAUAGAGCAUUAGAAAAUGAAAUUGCACCAAUUGUAAUAACAGCCACCAACCGUGGAGUGACAAACAUUCGAGGAACAAACUAUAAAUCACCUCAUGGUGUACCACUUGAUUUACUUGACCGCAUGGUCAUUAUUAUGACCCAACCCUAUUCUGAAAAUGAAUUAGAGCAAAUCUUAAAAAUUAGGGCUGAAGAAGAAGACUGUGAAAUAUCCAAAGAUGCCCUGUCCAUUUUAGCUAAGAUCAGUAAAUCAACUUCGCUGCGAUACGGCAUUCAAUUGAUAACAACUGCCCACUUAGUAUGCCGAAAACGUAAAGCGACUGAAGUGACUGUAGAUGAUGUUAAAAAGGUAUACAGACUGUUUUUGGAUGAAGAACGUUCAACUCAGCUUAUGAAAGAAUAUCAAAAAGAAUAUAUGUUUGAUCAUUAUGCAAUAACAGAUGCUGAAAAUGAAGAAGAUAAACAUGAUGACUCAAUGGAAGUACAAGAUAACAGCGCAUCGUCUACAUAAUUAAAACUUUUAAUGUUAAAUUGUCUUAGACUAUAAAGUUUCUGUUUUGUAAUUAAAAUAUUAAUUAUAAUUUA